Molecule: messenger RNA, 2161 nt
Organism: Papaver somniferum (opium poppy)
Lineage: Eukaryota; Viridiplantae; Streptophyta; Magnoliopsida; Ranunculales; Papaveraceae
Product: pentatricopeptide repeat-containing protein At4g21705, mitochondrial-like
Exons: 2
Coding region: 180-1661 (493 amino acids)
Cellular component (GO): mitochondrion
Molecular function (GO): protein binding
Source: RefSeq, a predicted model, not a curated record
GACUUUAAAAGUUUAGAGUGCGCUUUUAAAAUAUUCUAACCUUAAACCCUUCGAUUUUCUCAUUCCAGGCUUAUGUUCGUCUUUAUCAAAACCACUCUGCAUUUCAAUUUCCUUUCCAAACUCUCAAACCCUAUUACGAAACUCCAAAACUAAAAACGGGUUCGAGUUUAUUUUCAAUAAUGAAUCGAUUGAAGUUAAACGUCAAAUGUUAUCAAGUAUAUGGAAUUAGGUCACUCUGCAGUGGUAGAAUAGCUAACAACAAUUACGAUCUCUAUUCAAGUAUCAUGCAACUCAACCAACCUGGUACUAGUGUGCUUCCCAAACUUGAGAAGUGGUCUGGAAAGCAAGUCAAAAUUGGAGUCCUUUUUAAUGUCGUUCGUGAUCUCAGGCUGCGUAAGAGAUACUCACAAGCUCUUGAGGUUUCGGAGUGGAUUAGAAAAACCGGUGUAUGCAAAUUUACCCCAGUCAACCACGCUGUGGAGUUGGAUCUUAUUAGUAUGGUACAUGGAGUAGACUCUGCCGAAAGCUACUUCAAUAAUUUGACAGACCAAGAGAAAACCAUUCAGACAUAUGGAGCACUACUUCACUGUUAUGUGAGAGAGGGCUUGACUGAUAAGUCACUGUCCCAUUUCAAGAAGAUGAAGGAGAUGGGUUUGCCCUUAUCUUCUAUCACCUACAAUAACAUCAUGGCCCUAUAUAAGAAUACCAACCAAUAUGAUAAAGUUCUUGAAGUGUGGGCCGAAAUGAAGGAGAAUGGGGUCUUGCCCGACAGAAUCGGCUAUUCGAUGUGCAUAACCUCGUAUUUAGAAAGAUCUGAUGUGGAUGGAAUGGAGAAGGUUCUUCAAGAAAUGGAGCAGCAGGCCGAGAUGGUUGUGGGGUGGAAUACUUACACAAUGGUUGCCAAUUCUCAAAUUAAAGCAGGCAACAAUGAAAAAGCUCUUAUCUACCUGAAGAAAGCCGAGGAAAAACUAGAGAAAAAAGACGCUCUUGGAUACAACAAUCUCAUUACACUUUAUGCAAGUCUUGGCAAUAAAUCUGAGAUGCUUCGGCUAUGGAAUCUUAAGAAGGAAUUGUGCAAGAAGUUUAUUAACGUGGACUAUAUUACCAUGAUGGGAUCUUGGGUGAAGCUAGGUGACUUCGAAGAAGCAGACAAGUUAUUGAAGGAGUGGGAAACUUCUACAGUUGAUUAUGAUUUCCGUGUGCCCAAUACAAUUCUCAUUGGUUAUUGUAAAAGAGGUUUGGUUGAUAAGGCCUGGGAAAUGCUUGACCACUUAGUAAAGAAAGGGAGGACUCCAAUUCCCAACAGUUGGGGGAUAGUUGCCUUGGGGUAUGUAAAUAAGAAUGAGAUGGAGAAGGCUCUAGAGUGCAUGCAGUCGGCUAUGAAACUUCGUGUUGGUAAGCAUACAGCUUGGAAACCUAGUCCUGUAACGAUUACUGCUGUGUUGAGUUGGCUAGGUGAUACUUGUCGGGUCGAAGAGGUUGAAAAUUUUGUUGGUUUGUUAAAGAAUGUGAUCCCUAUGGAUAGAAAAAUGUAUCAUGCUUUGAUUAAGGCUAAUGUCAGAGAAGGAAAAGAGGUAGACGAGCUUCUUGAGAGUAUGAAAUCUGAUAAAAUUGAAGAAGAUGAAGAAACUAAGAAGAUACUAAAGCUGAAGAUAAGUUAAAGCCGACGGUGAGAUGUUUAUCGGUGAAUCCUGAACCUAAUGAGCACAUAUUACAUCCUCAUUGAUCAUAAUCCAGGGAAACCUGAGCACUGAAGCCUUUUCCAUGAUUUUCAUUUUGAAAUUAUCGGUGAAUAUUUUUAACAUAUGCCCACGAAUCCAAGUUCAUAUGGUCUUGAAUGCUCUGUUUUGGAAUAUAACUGUUUAAGCUUUUAAGGAUAUUCAAUUUUAGUGAUUGUAGGAAGUUUAUACCUACUGCUAUAAAUGGUAGUUCAUAGAGUUUGCAAGGAGUUAAUUUUAUGAUGACUUUUGUGAUAUAAACUUCUCCUAUUUUUGUGAAUUGUGGUCAAGUACGAGUUGGCUGACUACUGAUGGUUGAUUGUUGGAGCUGAUUACCUUCUAAUGAGUGUCCAUGUUAUCUUCUUUAUGUUAUUUUCUGCUAACGGCAUACUGUAUGGUUGUUGAACACAUGAUUCAGUUAAAAAGCUUCAGUCUUUCCUUUA